This is a messenger RNA of Pelmatolapia mariae (spotted tilapia), 2577 nucleotides long. RefSeq names its product T-box transcription factor 20 (gene tbx20). The transcript has 9 exons. Lineage: Eukaryota; Metazoa; Chordata; Actinopteri; Cichliformes; Cichlidae. The coding region runs from base 182 to 1501 and encodes 439 amino acids. Gene Ontology annotation, biological process: regulation of transcription by RNA polymerase II; heart looping; positive regulation of DNA-templated transcription. The record is from RefSeq and is a predicted model, not a curated record. Gene Ontology annotation, cellular component: nucleus. Gene Ontology annotation, molecular function: RNA polymerase II cis-regulatory region sequence-specific DNA binding; DNA-binding transcription factor activity, RNA polymerase II-specific.
GACGCGCACAAGUCUGUGGAGUCAGCCCUCCUCCGCCUUCUCUCACUAUGCAUCCAGCAAGACGCUCAACUCGGCAGUGACAAGCGUUUCCGAAGUGACAAGUUUUAGAGCUGAGUAUUUGCGCAGAAAGGCCGAAAUCGAGGAGAAACUGGGAAUAUUCUGUUCCAGUCUCUUCAGCGACAUGGAGUACACUUCAUCCCCGAAACCGCAGCUUUCAUCCCGGGCAAAUGCUUUCUCCAUAGCAGCCCUGAUGUCCAGCGGGAAGCCCAAUAAGGACAAGGAGGCGGAGGAGAACACCAUCAAGCCUCUGGAGCAAUUCGUGGAGAAGUCCUCCUGCAACCAGCAGUCCCUGGCUGACCUGUCCUCCCUCGACGGGCAUGGGGACUUCAGCGGGAGCGCGCCCGCCGUGUGCACGGAGCCGCUCAUCCCCACCAACCCAGGCAUCCCAAGCGAGGAGAUGGCGAAGAUCUCGUGCAGCCUUGAGACCAAAGAGCUGUGGGACAAAUUUCACGAGCUCGGUACUGAGAUGAUCAUCACCAAAUCUGGAAGGAGGAUGUUUCCAACCAUUCGAGUCUCUUUCUCCGGGGUGGACCAGGACUCCAAGUACAUCGUGCUGAUGGACAUUGUCCCAGUGGACAACAAGCGCUACCGAUACGCUUACCACCGCUCCUCCUGGCUGGUAGCCGGCAAGGCCGACCCCCCUCUCCCCGCCAGGUUGUACGUCCACCCAGACUCUCCAUUCACCGGCGAGCAGCUGAUGAAGCAAAUGGUUUCCUUUGAGAAAGUGAAGCUGACGAACAACGAACUGGACCAACACGGACAUAUCAUCCUCAACUCCAUGCACAAAUACCAGCCACGGGUCCACAUCAUAAAAAAGAAGGACCACACUGCCUCGCUGCUCAAUCUCAAAUCUGAGGAGUUCCGCACCUUUGUCUUCAUUGAGACUGUCUUUACAGCUGUCACAGCCUACCAGAACCAGCUGAUAACCAAACUGAAGAUUGACAGCAACCCGUUUGCCAAAGGUUUCCGAGACUCCUCGCGGCUGACCGACAUGGAGAGGGAAAGUGUUGAGAAUCUGAUCCACAAGCACUCAUACGCCCGGUCGCCGAUCCGAACCUACGCGGGUGACGAGGAGAACCUGAGCGAGGACGGACACGCCUCACACACCAGAGGCUCAGCGUUCACCGCCUCAGAUAACCUCUCCCUGAGUUCCUGGGUCACCACGACCUCAGGUUUCUCAGGUUUUCAGCACCCACAGUCCCUAUCAGCCAUGGGCACCGGCACCGCUUCCCUGCCCCACCCCAUCCAGGGCUCCCUGCCCCCUUACAGCCGACUGGGCAUGCCGCUGACACCCACCGCUCUGGCUGGAACCAUGCAGGGCAGUGGCCCCUCUUUCCCCUCCUUCCACAUGCCACGCUACCACCACUACUUCCAGCAGGGCCCCUAUGCUGCCAUCCAGGGACUCCGCCAUUCCUCCACUGUGAUGACACCAUUUGUAUGACUCCAUCCUGGGGAGGAGAUGGAUGAACCUCGCUCUGACACUCACCCGUGUUUCGGAGCAUCAAGCUCUUUCCUCACUCCUCAUCCAGUUUGUAUCUUUCCCUUCGGUCUUUGUAAAUAGUUCACCUACAGUGAGUGAGGUGACGGUCGUGACAUAAAGAGGAUGAGGUGUACUGACAGCCAAUCAAAAAAGGACUGUGGCGCCAUCCUUUGGAUCUGCGGAAACACCAGCAGAUCCUGUGGUUUCUACGAACGCUUAAAAGACACUGUACAAACACUUGUGACCUCAAUACAAACUAUAAAAUCUAAUGCAAAGUGAUAACAGGAGCAUGUUUGAUCUUGGCCCUUCUUGAACAGAAAGUGGAUCUUUGACUUAUUUAAAGAAACAAGUAGAAAACCCUGUCUUCCCUUAAACAGGCACUAAUGGUAGCAGGGGCUCGACCUGCUCUAAAGAUGGCAGGCAACUCUGUGGUCCUCCAAAAUGACUCACAACUCCACCGGAUGGACACUGAGGCUCAGUCUGUGAACAUUUCAGCAUGUCAGCAAGGCGGAGCAGCCAUCUCAGGUUUCCUCUGUUUUGGAGAAAACCAGCCAUAAGUACAGUUCAAAGUUAGAACUUAACACUGUUUCGAAAAUAAUGUCAAAAAACAUGUUAAAAUGCAUUGUACAAAGGCAAAUGUGCUACAUUUACUCAUAGGAAAAUUGUCACUGUGGAGUUAAACAAAUAAUAGGACGCAUGCUGACCGCAGUAGACAUACACACUUUAUAUGGAAAAAUAUGAGCCAAAAUAAAACACCUAAUGAAAAGGUGGUUUUUGCUUUGUUUAAAGGACCAGUUAAUGGAAGCAGCGAAGUUACUCAAACCACAGGUGUAUUGAAAGAGCUGGAUACCAUGCUACUACAGCUGAUCUUUUUUCUUAGUGCCCGUUUAAAUCUCUAUAGACACCUGAAACUGAAGGUUAAUAGGAUUGCUGUUUGUUUAAAUAAUGUUUAAUCAGUGCUCUAGAGGUGAUUUGAAAAAGAUCCUAGCAAGAAGAUCUUUUUGGCAUUUUUAGGCAAUUUUCCUCAUAUUCCUAAA